AUGUCUCUCUACCUUGGACUUCUCAGAGCCCUUCCCUUCCUCCUCGCCUUUUUUGCGUCAUUAGCUUCAUCGGAGCAUACAUCCAACUGGGCCGUCCUCGUUUCUACGUCACGCUUCUGGUUCAACUACCGUCAUCUCGCAAAUGUUCUCUCCCUGUAUCGUACUGUCAAGCGCCUCGGAAUCCCCGAUUCGCAGAUUAUCUUGAUGCUCCCUGACGAUAUGGCCUGCAACCCUCGCAAUGUGUUCCCAGGCACAGUAUAUAGCAAUGCAGAUCGUGCAGUGGACCUCUAUGGAGACAAUAUUGAAGUGGAUUACCGGGGAUAUGAGGUGACCGUGGAAAACUUCAUUCGCCUUCUGACCGAUCGGCUGGACGAGGAUGUCCCACGGAGCAAACGCCUUGGGUCUGAUGCGGGGAGCAAUGUACUUGUGUAUAUGACUGGGCAUGGAGGAGAUCAGUUUCUCAAGUUUCAAGACUCCGAAGAGAUUGGUGCCUGGGACUUGGCGGAUGCCUUCGGUCAGAUGUGGGAGAAGAAGCGUUACCAUGAAUUACUGUUCAUGAUCGAUACUUGUCAGGCCAACACUAUGUAUACGCACUUCUAUUCGCCUAAUAUCAUUGCGACCGGGUCCAGCGAACUUGACCAGUCAUCAUACUCUCAUCACGCGGAUAAUGAUGUUGGAGUUGCGGUAAUUGACCGCUGGACGUACUAUGUACUUGAGUUCCUCGAAACUCAGGUCACGAGUGCGAACUCGAAACUGACAUUAGGCGAUUUAUUUGACUCGUACGAUGAAACCAAGAUUCACUCACAACCCGGGGUGCGGUGGGAUUUGUUCCCGGGUGCCGAGCAGGAGGGACGCCUCCGAACGGUCGUGGACUUUUUCGGAAAUGUUCAGAACAUCGAGGUCGAGAACACUACCUCUACUGGUCCAGGGUCUCUGAAGGAGAACCUUAUUGAGAUUGCACGACUGGUUGAGAAAUGGCGUACACGCGAUCGGGAAUACUUUACCAACCAGAACGAGUCGUCUCGCGGAAUCCAUCCGGUUUCAGGAUAUGGCGAUCUUUCUCAAGCAGGGGAGGAGCUUGUCAAGCCCAUGCAGACCACAAAUGGUGGAAGCGGGGGCGUGGUAGUCUGUCUAGGGGUUGGUGGCUUGGUGGACCUUAGUGAGAUACUCGGUCUGAGUAGCUCUGACCCUGAGGAUGAAGUCGAGGACAUGGGCGGCGUUGAGGUCUGGGUAUUCGAUUCGCGGCGGCCGUGGAAUCUAGCCAAUGUAUUUGGUGGCGAGCCCGUGACGGACCAAGCGCUAGGCGAGAUCAAUCACAAUGCGCGACGAAAAACGCGCGGUGUGGACAAGGGAUGUAUUACUACCUCGUACAAGUCCAGUAGUGGGGGGAUUGUUGUCUACGACGAUGGGGAUAUUGAGGAGGACAUGAACAAAGAGCGAGAAGCGUACUGUGCAUUGUUAGAGAUGCCGGAGGUGGAUGAGGACGACGAGGGCCUUGAUGAUGAGGAUUCGGACAGUGAAGGGGAAGUAGACCAGCCCUCUAGUUCAGAUUCUAGAAAACGCAAGUCAUGGACGCGGAUGGACGACGAGGAUGAGUCCGACGAGGAAGACGGGCCGCCCCGUCAACGCAGGAGAAGCAAUUCGGGGUCCUCAAUUGCUUCAUCCCCGACUCGUCGACGACCAAGAGCGAAUGAUCCUUUCCAUUCUUCACGCGCUGCUACACCAGUCUUAGCAUCACCGUCGCUUGCGCCACCAAAGCAGCCAUCCGCACGGUCAUUGAAAAGGCGCCUUCUGCGAUUAAAACGAAAGCAUGAGAGUGUGCUACACAAUUACUAUUCUUCGGGAACCUCGUACUCAGAACCUAUAUCUUCUAUUGUGUACUCCCUGGCAUCGGAACUUGGGCGUGAAGACAACGACUUGCUCUGGCUUGCUAUUAUCGGAGUGUCUAGUUUAGAGCUGGGCGGUCGUACAAUGUCUGGAGUUGGUAUCUCUAACUCUUCGGAAUCGGGAGGAUCGGCCGGUUGGGGUGGUGAACGAGGCGAGCGCGUUCGACAAAUAUUAAGAGACGAAGUUCACCGACUAAACCCGCCGGACCCCUACGAACGUGAUCGAGAUAUAAGAGGAGAGAUCAACGGUGUUAUUCCGACCACUGCGAAGUCACCCACCGAUAAAUCAAUACGCUUAUCGCCUGAACCUCGUUUUAUUCUUAUACGACACUGGUCAUUAUACGAUAGCAUGCUCCAUAGCCCUUACUUAGCAUCAAGAUUGCAUGUAUGGACUGAGAAUGGGAGGAAACGACUUAACAAACUCCUGGCUAAGAUGGGCAUCAGUUUAAGCCAGUCCCACCAGAGUUACACCCAUAUGGAUAUGGAAUUAAAACGAGUACUACGACAACGCCUGCUAAAAUAUGCACCAAUGUACGGCUUGGAUGGUUUGGUACCCGCUGAGGCGUCUGGACACGCUGCUUCUCGUGAAGGAUGGGGCUUCGUGCGCUGCUGGGGCUGGAAGGCUUGCCUAUCUGCCACAGACGUGGGUGUCAUCAUCGGUGCCAUGCUUGAGGUCGGGCCAGAGGAGGCGCCGGGAUCGUGGGACGCAAAACGCCUGUCGCGACCAAAGAUUACCUCGGAUUCUAAAGGGGUCACAGAGUCGACACAGUCGGAUAUAGUGCCUCGGUUUUGGAAUGCGUAUGACGCGCUAUCUCUAACCUCAGAGUCACCGACGCUUCUUUUAGCGGCGCUUCCCCUUGCCCAACACCUUCACCGCUCCAUUUUACGCACUGGCACGUCUUUACUCUCCAAACAUCAGAUUCGGCACUUGCGGGCCUUUCGCAUUGCGGUCGUGAAAGAUGGGCCUGACGUGAAAUUGUUCACUAAUCCUGGGGCGCUGACCAAGUUGGCCCUGUGGAUUGCCGAGGCAAUCAGGGUCCAAGAAAGGGAGCGAGGCGACUCAGUUAAGAUUGGGGGGAAGCGUGCCGCAGGUACCCCUUUAGUUCUGGCUGGUCUCGAUGAAGAUAGAGGUGUCUAUGUAGUAGUCGGUACUGGCGGAGGAGGAGGGGUAGUAGAUUUCGCCGCUAUGAACAAACGGCGAGAAGAGAGUCGAAACAAGAAGGAAGCCAAAGAGAAAAAGCGAAAGGAAAAGGAAGAACGGCGAGCGACACGCGCGGCAGAGCGUGCCAAACGAGAAGCGGAAGGCGAAGAGGACUUUGAAGAAAGCGAGGAAGAAUCGGAGUCUGAGUCGGAGUCGGAGCCAGAGGACGAAGAGGAUACACACGCUGACAAGCGCCUUCUGCGCAAUCGAUUUGGAAUCGCCUUCCAAGAAGUCGUGCAGGAAACCAACGCUCGUGUUCGUAUUGACAGCUUUGAUCACUGCGUGGUCGAAGUUCAAAAGGAAGACCUCGGUGCCUUCCUCGAAGCCCUGAGUUUCCGAAGUGUUGUCGGCUAA
Molecule: messenger RNA, 3441 nt
Organism: Aspergillus alliaceus
Lineage: Eukaryota; Fungi; Ascomycota; Eurotiomycetes; Eurotiales; Aspergillaceae
Product: CDC45-domain-containing protein
Exons: 3
Coding region: 1-3441 (1146 amino acids)
Biological process (GO): proteolysis; attachment of GPI anchor to protein; DNA replication initiation
Cellular component (GO): DNA replication preinitiation complex; GPI-anchor transamidase complex
Molecular function (GO): DNA replication origin binding; chromatin binding; single-stranded DNA binding
Source: RefSeq, a predicted model, not a curated record